AUGAGCGUGCUGACUGUUGAGCAGAUGAUGGACGAUCUUCAGGCGUGUGUUGCUGUGAGUGCGACUGCCGCUUCCACCACUGCUGCUGCCAUUCCGCCAUCAGCACCAUCAGGCGUUGAGUGGCUGCAAGCUCAGGCUGCCGACGUCGACGGAGCACGCGAGGACGUUCUCUUCCGCCUGCUGGCUUCGUGCUGCCACUGCCACUGCCACUGCCGUCGCCAUCGCCGAGCGGAUUGCGCUGCAGCAGGCCAAGCUGAGCGCGCCAUCUCGGCCGCGAGCAGCCCGAGUCCCGAGGGCCCCGCUGUGGGCGCCCCAUCCUCGCCGCCGUUGCCAUUGCCAAUGACGGCGGACACAGGGCUGCGACAGCAGAGCACAACGGACGCGCCGGUUGCGGGUGGCGCUCGGCUUGGCCCGGUCGAUCCGGCUGCGAAACGAGCACUCUACCAGCAAGCAUUCGACCUGUGCGUCGACUUUCUGGGCGUUCACGCUGCAGUUCAAGCAGCUGCUACAGAAAUGCUGCCGCAGAUGAGCGCGACGGUGGAGAAGCUCAAGGUUGAGGUCAGCGCUGCGAUUGCUGGGCUUUCUGCAGUGCUCGAGUCGGAUCAGAACAACGUCAAGGUUUGA
Molecule: messenger RNA, 624 nt
Organism: Capsaspora owczarzaki ATCC 30864
Lineage: Eukaryota; Filasterea; Ministeriida; Capsasporidae
Exons: 2
Coding region: 1-624 (207 amino acids)
Source: RefSeq, a predicted model, not a curated record